AUGUUUAUUACAAUUUCAAGAUAUCUUUUUUUAUUAUUUUUAAUAAAAUCAUGCCUUAACAUAUUCCCCCAAUACAAUGAUACAUUCUUAGAGUCUGGGCCGCAGCAAAACAAAAUUAGAAAUAACCAAACAUUAAAUAGGAGAAUAUUAAAUGAAAACGAGUUGCGUAAUUGUGAUAAAUGGACAGAAUGGUCACAAUGUUCAAAAACAUGCGAUAUUGGAAUAAAGAUAAGAGCACGAGUUAGUAGUAACCCGAUCCAUUCAUUAUUUUGUUCUAAAUUUACAGAAACUUCUGUUUGUUUUAUUCAAGAAUGUCCUGACAAUUCUGAAGGGAGAAGUCGUGAUGAAAAGGAAAAAAUAAAAAAUAAAAAAAAUAGAAUGCUAAGUAAAUAUGUAACAAUUUUUUGUAUAUUUUCGGUAGUAAAUAUAAUAAUAUUGCUAAUUUGUGCAAUACUUUCAAUCAAAAAGAAAAUUAUAUAA
Plasmodium berghei ANKA is the source of this 480-nucleotide messenger RNA. Its product is annotated as sporozoite stage TSP1 domain protein. The transcript has 3 exons. The record is from RefSeq and is a predicted model, not a curated record. Lineage: Eukaryota; Apicomplexa; Aconoidasida; Haemosporida; Plasmodiidae. The coding region runs from base 1 to 480 and encodes 159 amino acids.